AAAUCUAAUCGCGUUCGCGGGGAGGGGGGACACGUAGUUGAAGUCCAUCAUGUCCUUCUAUCACGUUGAUCGGACAGUGUCAGUACUAGUUGUGCUUGUUUGACCACCUUCUUUCGAAUCGUCAAAUGAUGUAACAACAGAUUUGGAGUGGAUGCCAUUCUCUAUGGAAUCAAUAUCGUAUUGGUUUUCACAGCUCUCGUCGUCCUUAUCCUCAGGUCUCGCACAGUGAAGAACAAAGACACCUUGAUUUUUAUGACCUGCUUUCUCUUUUCGUUGUGUACUGCCCGCUUUGCGAUCAAUUUCCAUAAUGUUUACGAUGGACUGCUCAUCCAUCCACGGCCGAUCUCAGAAGAGACCAAGCUGCUGGAAGGAGCGGAUGCGCUGUUCUACUUUACCGACUUCACUGCGGAAGUUGUCCUAAUAUACCGUUGCUGGUUGGUAUGGGGAAAGGAUCAUAGCGUCACUAUUUUCCCGUUCUUAAUGGCGUUGGGAGCUCUAGGUUGCGGCAUGACGAGCUUAGGUCUUCUCAACAAAAUUGAUGCGACGUCAAACCAGGCACCAGCAGCAAUUGUUCCCCUCGGGACCUCUGGCUUUGCGUUGUCCCUCUGCUGCAACUUCUUCCUUACAGCUCUAAUCGUUGGCAGAAUCUGGUACAUGUCCAGACAAAUGAAUAAGGCAAUGCCGGACAAAGACGACUCCCUACCGAAAGCUAUGAGCAUAAUGGUCGAAUCCGGAACGUUAGUGUUAGUCGUUCAGCUCAUUCUUAUCGUCUUGUUUGCGAUUAGACAUCCGGCACAAGCUAUUAUGGUUCCCGCUGCUACGCAAAUCUAUGGUAUCGCGCCGACUAUGAUCAUUGUGCGGUCCGGAUUGGGAACUGCCUUCGAGCCGGCUGUUCCGAAGCAAUCGAGUCUGCGCUUCAUGAGCUUUAUUCGGAAGACUCAGCAUACCAGUGGUGCCACUGAUUCGACCGACGUCACUGAUUCAACCAAACUACCUGAGUGGGAACUCUCUGUGCACAGUGGAAUGGGACAGUCAGCAUCAUUCCUUCGAAACGAUGUCGAUGGAAAACCAGAUUUCGAUGAGGUGUGACCCUGAGUUUAGUGUUGGGUUGUGUAUUUUUCUGGUAUUUAUAUUUGUAAAACUAUAUCGUUCCCGUGAACACCGCGGUUUUUAUCGCUCUCCCGGUUCCCAUUAUCUGUUUUGCCUUUUGACCGCAUCUACUCUUUUGCACUCUGGAGUUACACAUGUCCAUUUUCUUCUUAUAGAGGUUCUCGUCUUCUUCGUUCCUAUCAUCAAAUUCUCCUUCGCUGAAGCUAGGACUUCGACAUUUAUGAUAUGUCACGAAGCUGUCCAUCAGACCUCGACCUAAUCUCUGGAUGUAAAUGAAUCUGAACGAAAAUAUCAUAUUGCGAAGCUUCGUUUCUCCCCCGGGUUCAUUGGACGACAGUGGCCACGCAGUAUGUGCAAAGGUCUAGACUGUCUGUACAGAAGACGUCGAGAUCG
Messenger RNA from Guyanagaster necrorhizus, 1503 nucleotides. RefSeq lists its product as uncharacterized. Lineage: Eukaryota; Fungi; Basidiomycota; Agaricomycetes; Agaricales; Physalacriaceae. The coding region runs from base 253 to 1089 and encodes 278 amino acids. The transcript has 8 exons. The record is from RefSeq and is a predicted model, not a curated record.